AUGAAGCUCACCGCUAUCGCCUGGAUUGCUGCUAUCAUCAAUCAGCAGUCGGCUGUUGGGGCUGCCGUAUCCCUAGGCGCACAGCAAAAGCCACCAUAUUUCAUCCUGACUGGAGACUCAACUGUUGCCGUCAACGGUGGCUGGGGCGAUGGUUUCCUGUCCUUUCUGAAGGCUCCGGCAGAGGGCAUCAACCCAGCCAAGAGCGGCGCCACAACCGUCUCAUUCAGGCGGCAGGGCUUGUGGGACAAGGCUUUGCAGGCCGUGAGGGACAACGCUGCUAACGCGCAACCUAUUGUUACAAUGCAAUUCGGCCAUAACGAUCAGAAACCUGCCGCGAACAUCUCCACAGAGCAGUUUCGAAACAACCUUGAAGUCAUGAGCAGGGAAGCAAGGGAAGCCGGCGCAUUUCCCAUAAUCAUCACUUCCCUUACGCGACGUACGUUUGAGAAUGGACAGGUAGUGCAGAACCUGAAAGAACACUCAGAGCUCGCGAUUCAGGCCGCCAAGGCAGCAGGAGCAAUGGUUCUCGAUCUCAACAUGGCCAGCACGAACUAUGUUAACGCUAUUGGAGAGGCCAACGCGCAAUACUACAAUCUGGCCGAAGGUGAUAGGACUCAUCUGAAUCCGAAAGGGGAAGUUGUGUUCGGCCGCCUCGUGAUCGACCUUCUCCUGGAUCAACGGAAGGAUUUGGGCUGUUACUUCAGGCCAAACCCUGUCUUGAGUGAGAAGCUCAGGAAGGGCGAGUUUGCGACAGGAGACGAGUAA
Thyridium curvatum is the source of this 765-nucleotide messenger RNA. RefSeq lists its product as uncharacterized. The transcript has 2 exons. Gene Ontology annotation, molecular function: hydrolase activity. The record is from RefSeq and is a predicted model, not a curated record. The coding region runs from base 1 to 765 and encodes 254 amino acids. Lineage: Eukaryota; Fungi; Ascomycota; Sordariomycetes; Thyridiales; Thyridiaceae.